AUGGAGAAGAAGGAAAGUCGUGCUGACUGGGUGGCUGUAGAGGCUCAAUUUCAAGGCGGUAUGGCGACUCAGCCCACCAAGGCCAAAUCAGCCUAUCAAAUUUUUCAAAAACGCAUCAUGGAGGACGUCAAACGUGACGUAGCAGCUAAGGCAGCCGAGUUACAUAAACCUGUUGAGUUGGGUGAUAUAUCUCGGGAAAUAAGUGCACGCUGGUCACAGCUUUCAGCUAAUGAUCGGGAUGAAUUCACGGAGCUCGCAGCAAUUGAUAAGAAACGUUACGACGAUGAGUGCCGCGCGCGCGACGAAGAAGUGGAAAUGGAGCGUGCACGUAAGCAAGAAGAAAUGUACGGUAUGGUCGAAGGCAAGCGUGAGCGCAAAAAGACUGAAAUGGCAAUUGAAGAAAGGCGUCCUAAGCGUCAGCCGAUAGAUCUCUCGGAGAAACAGCUGAAAGCAAAGAGAAUGCGUCAGGAAGUUCGACAACAGGAAAGUAGAAAACGAGAUGAGCUUAAGGCUGAAGAAUUGCGUCAGAAAGAAGCGCUUGCAACAAAAAAGUCCGAGAUUGCAUCGGCUAGACUCAAAUAUUUGUUGUCACAAAGUGAUAUAUUUGCUCACUUUAGUGGACAAAUAAAAAAGGGUAAAAAUAAAAGCAAGGAUAACUCGACGCUAGAUGCUGAUAAAGAUGCCGUGAGUGAAGAGAAGAAUCUUGAGGAUAAAAAUAGUAAUGGAGGCAAAGGAAAUGGCAAGAAAACGAAGAAACGUGAAGGAAAUGCUGAUGAGGAUGACAUGAACUUGUUGCAUCAUGUGGGUGUUCGUAUCACACAACAACCAUCUGUGAUUAAAUUCGGUACCAUGCGUGCAUACCAACUAGAAGGCCUUAGCUGGAUGAUAAACCUUGCACACCAGGGUAUCAACGGUAUCCUUGCAGAUGAAAUGGGUUUGGGAAAAACCUUGCAGACGAUCUCAGUGCUGGGUUACUUUUACGAAUUUGAGAAUGUAACCGGUCCCCAUAUUGUGCUAGUGCCAAAGUCUACGCUGAGUAAUUGGCUGGCAGAGUUCCAGCGCUGGUGUCCCUCUUUGCGUGCAGUCAAGUUUCAUGGUAACAAAGAAGAACGUCAGCGAUGUGUGCAGGAGAUUCUUUGCCCUGGAUUACCCGAUGACAUGCGUAAAUUUGACGUUUGCGUAACUACAUUUGAAAUGUGUCUCAAAGAAAAGACAGCUUUGUGUAAGUUUGCAUGGAGAUAUUUGAUUAUUGAUGAGGCUCAUCGGAUCAAGAAUGAAAGCUCCCAGUUUUCUACGGUCGUCCGAAUGUUAGACACCGAACAUCGCUUACUGCUGACAGGCACACCUCUUCAGAACAAUCUCCAUGAAUUGUGGGCUUUGUUGAACUUCUUGCUGCCUGAUGUUUUUGCCUCAUCGCAGGAGUUCGAUGACUGGUUUAAUUUAGACGUGGAUGAUGAUGAAGCGAAGAAGCAAAUGAUUAGCCAAUUACAUAAAAUUUUGCGUCCUUUCAUGUUGCGCCGUCUGAAAGCAGACGUUGAGAAAAGUCUUCCACCAAAAAAGGAAACACUGUUGUUUGUGGGCAUGUCUGAAAUGCAGAAAUUACUUUAUAAGUCGCUUUUGCUGCGCGAUAUGAACACCGUGAUGGGUGGUUCAGGAGGUGUCACUAAAAGCGCUUUACAGAAUAUUGUAAUGCAGCUACGAAAGUGCUGUGGUCAUCCAUAUUUAUUUGAAGGGCAGGAAGAUCGGUCUUUGGAUCCUUUGGGAGAUCACGUUGUAGAAAAUUGCGGAAAAAUGGUUUUACUAGAUAAAUUGCUAAAAAAGCUUAAGCAACGAGGGUCGCGCGUACUUAUUUUCACUCAAAUGACUCGUAUUUUGGACAUUAUGGAGGACUUCUGCCGCAUGCGCCAGUAUCAGUAUUGCCGUAUUGAUGGCCAAACGUCGUACGAGGAUCGUGAAAGCUCGAUUGACGAGUACAACAAGCCUGAUUCAUCGAAAUUUCUAUUUUUGCUGUCAACACGUGCUGGUGGUCUUGGAAUCAACCUGUAUACGGCUGAUGUUGUCAUUCUUUACGAUUCGGACUGGAAUCCACAGGCCGAUUUGCAAGCACAGGAUCGUGCACACCGUAUUGGCCAAAAGAAAGAGGUGAAUGUGUAUCGACUUGUAACAGCAGAUUCUGUUGAGGAAAAGAUAAUUGAACGGGCUCAACAAAAGCUGAAACUGGACGCUAUGGUUGUGCAGCAAGGUCGCCUACAAGAAAAACAGAGCAAGCUCACUAAGAACGAUAUGCUUGAAAUGAUUCGAUUUGGUGCCGAUCAAGUCUUUCGAACUACCGAUUCGACUAUCACUGAUGAAGACAUUGAUGCUAUACUUGCAAAGGGUGAACAACGCACAGAGGAGAUGAAGCAAAAGAUGCAAGUUCACGACAAGGGAGACUUACUCGAUUUCAAACUUGACGGUGGAGGCUGCCAAAAUCAUGACGGUAUCGAUUACUCGAAUGAGAAAGAACGCCAAGAAGAGCUGAAGCGUCUUGCUGAUGCUGAAUUUGCUCGUCAAAUGGCUGAAGGGAUGGGCAAACGAGAACGGCGUACUGUUCUUCGUCACAGUCAUGUUUCUCUCGACACCAAGCAUAGAACAAAACAAAAACAACUACCGAAGGUAUUGCGUUUGCCUCGAAUUGAUGAAUGGCAAUUUUAUAAUCGCAAACGGCUAUUUGAACUACACGAAAUCGAGUGUGCAAACUACAGGCUGGCGAAAGCAGAAACGGAGAAACCGCUACUUCCGCCUCAUGUGCAGUAUCUUACGGAAGAGGAGUUACAGGAAAAAAAGCAACUCCUGUCUGAGGGUUUUAGCAACUGGAAUAAGCCACAGUUUUUUUUGUUUAUUAAGCUGCUUGCUCGCUAUGGUCGUGGAAACAUCGAAGCUGUGGCUCGCGAAAUGAUGAGACCUCUGAAUGAAAUUGAGCAAUAUUCCAAAGUUUUUCUCACCCGCGGUCAGAGUGAGCUGAGUGACUGGCCAAAAAUCAUAAAAUCUAUCGAGAAAGGUGAGUCAAAGCUUCUUGAAAUCGAGCGCUUGACUGAGGAGACGGCACGUAAGGUAGAGCGCUAUGCGAACCCGUGGGAAGACAUGCCAAUAAAUUACCAAGGUAAAGGUGGCAAGGUAUUUACCGAAGAAGAGGAUCGAGUAUUGUUAUGCCUUGUUAAUUUAUUUGGUUAUGGUGCUUGGGAUCGAAUCAAGCAAGAGAUUUGCAACAUGGAGAUGUUUGCUUUUGACUAUUACCUUCGGUCGCGCACGGCAGCUGAAAUUGGACGCCGUUGUGAUUCGCUCAUGCGUAUUUGUGAGAAAGAUAAUGCUGAUUUGGAACUUCGCGAGAAAAAGGAGCAUGAUGCUCGCCGAAUUUUGCAGCAGCAGCGCAUUAAGCUUGAUCAGCAAUUAGCUGCGGCUCGUGCGGAUGUAAAAGAACACCAAGCUCGCGUGGACGAAUUGAUAAUGAAAGAAGCUAAACGCAUGCAACGACAGCGUGAAGCGAAACGUGCGAAGAAACGUAAGGAUCGCGAUGAGAACGAGGAAAUGGUUGACGAGCGAACAGAAGAUUUGGUACAGUUUUUGCUACAGGCAACAAGUAUGGAUGCAGCCAAGGUUGCUCUUGACUUCUGCGCAAUGAUUCGCCAAGAAAAGCACGAAGAGUUACAACCGUCGUAUGUUUUGAAAAAAAUCCGUCAGGUAGCGGAAGUCGAUGAAAAUGUCACAAAGGGAGCUUUGGCGUGGACUAUUAAACCAGAAUUUGUUAACAUUGCGGAAGGUAAGUUGAAAAAGGAGGUUAAGGUGCCAAAACACGAGCACAUGGCUGACGUUAGCGGCGGGGCAAGUCCGAUUAAAUCUGAGUCUGAUAGUCGCCUACCUAGAUCUCCGUGGUCUCCAACAGCCAUGAAGCAUCAGCAGCAAAAAGUGAAGAAAGAGAAGAAACUCAAAAAGGAUAAUAGUCAGAGCAGUGUGCGCAAGCCUCGAAGCGCAUAUGUACAAUUUAGCAUGGCCAGCCGAUUGGAAGUAAAACGAUCACUUGGGGAGAAUGCACAGAUGGUGGAUGUCAUGAAGGAGCUUGUACGGAUAUGGAAAGAGAUGAGUCCCGAGCAAAAGGUGCCAUGGGUUGAAGCUGCCAAGCUAGACAAGUUACGCUAUGAGCGUGAGAUGAACGAGACAACUGCGUCAAGCUAA
Plasmopara halstedii is the source of this 4212-nucleotide messenger RNA. RefSeq names its product chromatin-remodeling complex atpase. The coding region runs from base 1 to 4212 and encodes 1403 amino acids. Gene Ontology annotation, molecular function: ATP binding; nucleosome binding; histone binding. NCBI's taxonomy places the organism in Eukaryota, Oomycota, Peronosporomycetes, Peronosporales, Peronosporaceae. Gene Ontology annotation, cellular component: chromatin; nucleus. Gene Ontology annotation, biological process: nucleosome organization; regulation of transcription by RNA polymerase II. The record is from RefSeq and is a predicted model, not a curated record. The transcript is spliced from 2 exons.